GAGGCUGUAAUUUGAGAGCGCAGAGGUAUUAUUAGUCAAAACCGACGCGCGGCGCUUGAGACAUCCAGAUGUUGCGUUUGAGGCACAAAGUGAAGUCAGGGGCGGUCGACACGUUGGAAACAAACUUUUAUUCAAAACUUUUCCUGCCCAGAAGCAGUGAUGGAAGCCGGGAGGCUUCAGUAACAGGAGCGCAUUCCAAGGUUGUGCCAUCUUUGGCACUGCUUUUACGCAGUGGAUUUUGUGGAGGACGCAAACAAAGCCUGCGCUCACCGGCCGCUGAGACGUGCUUGAAAUGUUUCUGCGCGGGGUUGGAGUUAAAUAACAGGCUUCAACUGUGAGCUAAAUAAAGUCAGGGGGCUGGUGUUUUUCUGCCCGUGCCGGUGAGUUCAGACAUCAUGGCUUUUCUUCACUUGCUGCUGUGCGCGGGGAUGUUCCCGCUGUGCGGAGCUUUCUACCGCGGACAUCUGUACCCGGAGAUGUCAAACGGUACCUUUCAUCAUUACUUUGUGCCGGAUGGGGACUACGAGGAAAACGACGACCCGGAGAAAUGUCAGAUGCUUUUCAAAAUGACCGACGACCGAAGGUGCGGUCUCGACGAGGACCAGGAUUCGGUGAUCAGGGAUGAUUUCACCAUCAUCAAACGGCAGCUCGAGGACUCUGCGCGUGUCCUGGAGGGGAUCGGGAAAAGCAUCUCAUACGACCUGGACGGAGAGGACGGUUACGGGAAAUACCUGAGGAGGGAGACGGCUCAGAUCAGUGAGGCGUUCACAAACUCCGAGAAAUCCCUGCUGGAGCUGGAGGUCAAAUUCAAACAGAGCCAGGAUGGCGAGCUGAAGGAGGAGCACCGGCUAAACGACGACUUUCUCAACAUGAUUGUGCACACGCGGGACGUCCUCAAGGAGACUUUGGACAUUUCUCUGGGGCUGAAGGACAAGCACGAGCUGCUGUCUCUGAUUAUCCGCAGCCACGGCACGAGGCUGAGCCGCCUGAAAAACGAGUACAUGAAGUUCUGAAAGCUUCUAAAAACCCACAGAAUCACUUUUACUCUGGAGCGCACGAAAUCCAAAAAGAUUACACAUUUUAUCUUGUGCGUUAAGUUAUGGCCAUGCGCCAAGUUAUUGUGUGCGCAAAACUCAUCAUGCACCAAAAUUGCUAUAUUGUACGCUUAAGAAAGCACCGCGUGCCUAAAUAUGCUGUUUUAUACCAAAAAUCAUGUGCGCACCACAUAGAAUAUGUUUAUCCUUUUGUUUUAUUUUGCACGCUCGGUGAUGAUCAUAUGCAAUAUGAUUUAAAAACAUGUUUUUUGCAUAUCCUUAUUUUGCACGCGCAAGUUGUAUAUUUUACGCACGAGACAUCUUGUGCCAAAAUUGCUGGUGUGCACACGUUAGUGUUAUUUACGCACAUUACCUUGUGCCAACAACCUGUGCGCAAAUUGUUACACAUUUUUGACCCGUGCAGCCAAGCCAUUAUCCUUAGCGCACAACUUAAUUUACUCUCCUCCGGGAAUGUGCUUCCUUAUCAUGUCCGGCCCUUUCAAAGGGAGGGAACUUAGUUAACCAAGUUCUGUUUUUAUCUGUGAUGAAAUUCUUGCUGAUAUAGUGUAGCAAACUUUUUUUUGUGUGUGCACAAGAUAAAAAAUACCAUCUUUUUGGACUCCAGGGCCUGCCUUACAUAACAGUGUAUUUUAAUUUAUCUUUGUACUUGAUCAUAUGAGUAGGUGAAAUAUUAGUAAUUUUAGUAAUUAUAUCAGGGAUAUAAUCUUGGCAAUAAAUAAAUAAAGUUAUUUGGAUUCUAUAUGUCACACAAACUCUUUAUUUCUUGGUAACACACACAAGGGGAGACACAUCCCGAUAUUUAAGUAUGGUGACUUAACCUCCAGCUAAAAAUUUGUUUUUAAAAGAUGGCCAUUUAAUGCCACAAUAGAUUUUUUUUUUAAUAGACUUUGAGUAAUUCUAUAAUGUCACAGCAAUUUUCAUAAUGUAACGGGUUUCAGUCUUUCUGCUCACAAAGUGAAUGAGGAUUAAUUUUCUUGCCAAAUCCACCAACAUCUACAUUCUUUAUUUACUUGGUGAAUUCAAACAAUAAAUAAGUUACAUUUGGAACAGCCUUUAUAUAUCAAUCUGUGGUAAAGCAGAUUUUAAAGAUCCAAACACAAAGCUGGAAGCAGCUUUUGUCACACUGCAGACGAACGUUUCGGCAAACGCAAAUAAUGUUUACAUGAGUGUAAAUGUGUUUCAAUUUUGUGCUUUAAGCAACCAAACUUUGCACAAUUCUUUACUGUUUCGGUGCUAAAAGUCGUGAGACAGUUUGAAAUGCAAAGCGUACUGUGCUGUUGUAUAAUCUCGAUAAAUGUAUAGUUUAUUAUUGGAAGUAAAUAAAUACUGUGAUUGCCUGUAUCUGUAUUGCAGAAUACUUUAGUAUUCAUUGUUAAUAUAAAGUUUUAAAUGGAACAGUAUAUCUGUCUUUAUAAAUGUCUGUAUUCUUGUUGGAAAUGUUAUACUUUAAGACUGCGGGCAGCACUUCAAUGCUAAUCUGUGUGACAACUAAUGGAUUAUGUUCUGUCUUCUCAAAUAAAGAGUUUGUAUUUGU
Thalassophryne amazonica is the source of this 2589-nucleotide messenger RNA. Its product is annotated as fin bud initiation factor-like. Lineage: Eukaryota; Metazoa; Chordata; Actinopteri; Batrachoidiformes; Batrachoididae. The record is from RefSeq and is a predicted model, not a curated record. The transcript has a single exon. Bases 396 to 1013 code for a protein of 205 amino acids.